This is a messenger RNA of Amyelois transitella, 958 nucleotides long. Its product is annotated as 26S proteasome non-ATPase regulatory subunit 10. The coding region runs from base 260 to 928 and encodes 222 amino acids. Lineage: Eukaryota; Metazoa; Arthropoda; Insecta; Lepidoptera; Pyralidae. Gene Ontology annotation, molecular function: protein binding. The record is from RefSeq and is a predicted model, not a curated record. The transcript has 4 exons.
CUCAUUUAUUUUAUAAACUUCAAAACUUCUUUAAUUUGUAAUUGAUUGUUAAAACGUUGUUGAACAAUUUUACGUAGGUACCUACCAGCGUAAUUACUGAAAGAUUAUGAAUUGAUUUUUUGUAAUGUGAGUGAGCAGUCUCAUCUCUAGUUGGUUUGUGUUGUAAGCAAAAUCACGAAGAGAAAUUGAAGCUUUGGUUUGGCUUUGGGGAUAAUUCAUAGUCAUCGUCGCUCGUGCCCGGGAUUAUUGUUUAGUAACAAUGUCUAUCGGAUCAGUGUAUGAAACUGCCUAUAAAGGUGAUUUUAAUCAAGUUAAAGUUAAAAUUGAUCAAAACGAGGCUUUAGCCAAGACUCCAGAUUCGAAUGGUAGACUCCUGUUGCACUGGGCAGCUUUAGGUGGCAAUGAAAACUUAGUAGAUUACUUGAUUGACUGUGGAUGUGAUGUGAAUGCAAUAGAUGAUACAAAUUCGACUCCUUUAAUAUUGGCUGCAUCAGCAGGAAGAUAUGAAGUAGUUCGAUUAUUAAUUGGUAGGGGCGCCAAUGUAAAUCAUAAAACGAAUCGUGGCCAAUCAUCUUUACACUAUGCCUGCUCCAAAGGUCACAUUGAGGUUGUAAAGAUUUUACUGGAUGCUGGGGCAAAUGUCAAUGAAAGUGAUGUCCUAGGAGCUACACCCUUGCACAGAGCUGCUGCUCAAGGGAGAAACAACAUUGUAGAACUGCUCUUGGAAACAUCAGAUGUCAAUGUUGACCUUUGUGAUUCAACAGGUUCUACUGCAUUGCAUUUAGCAUGUGAAGAGGAUCGAGAGGCUACAGCAUGCAUGUUGGUUAAAUCUGGUUCUAACAUGCAUAUUAAAAAUAAAGAAGAAAAGACUCCACUUGAUCUUUGUUCUUUAAAAUUAAGAAAAAUGUUGUCUGAAUUAUUGAAUUAGGAAUGAGGUAAUAAAAACAUAAAAACUAAA